GGGGCUCCGGCCAGCUGGUGGAACCACCUGCACUUCCAGCAUCACGCCAAGCCCAACUGCUUCCGCAAGGACCCCGACAUCAACAUGCACCCCUUCUUCUUUGCCCUGGGGAAGGUUCUGUCCGUGGAGCUCGGGAGGCAGAAGAAGAAGUACAUGCCCUACAACCACCAGCACAAGUACUUCUUCCUGAUCGGGCCCCCAGCCUUGCUGCCCGUCUACUUCCAGUGGUACAUCUUCUACUUCGUGGUGCAGCGCAAGAAGUGGGUGGACUUAGCCUGGAUGGUCACCUUCUACCUGCGGAUUUCCCUAACUUACAUUCCCCUGCUGGGCCUCAAAGGCUUCCUGGGCCUCUUCUUCAUUGUCAGGUAG
Messenger RNA from Gracilinanus agilis (Agile Gracile Mouse Opossum), 369 nucleotides. Its product is annotated as acyl-CoA (8-3)-desaturase-like. The annotation marks the transcript as partial. Gene Ontology annotation, cellular component: membrane. NCBI's taxonomy places the organism in Eukaryota, Metazoa, Chordata, Mammalia, Didelphimorphia, Didelphidae. Gene Ontology annotation, molecular function: oxidoreductase activity, acting on paired donors, with oxidation of a pair of donors resulting in the reduction of molecular oxygen to two molecules of water. The transcript has 4 exons. Gene Ontology annotation, biological process: lipid metabolic process. The record is from RefSeq and is a predicted model, not a curated record.